UGAAUAUUAUCUUAGUCUGUGUGGCUCAUAGGCUCUGUUUAAGCCAUUUUAAAAAUGAGUGAUGUGUAUACAGUUUUCAACUUCAUUCUACUUUAUACUUUUAAUUUGUCUCUUUGUUUAUAUCCGAGAUGUUCUUUUCCUGACCAGUCAUUUAUUUCAAAUGUAUUUACUGAUAUAACUGUGUCCUCUGCAUUUGCUGUCACUCAUUAACUCAAGUAUUGAAGCUUAAUGUGUUUGUCUGUGUAUACAUCAUGUAGUGUAGUACCUUUCCACUCCGUGCUCAGUAUAACAGUGCUGACAGCUCAGCAGAUAACGCCUGUGAGAUGUUUAGACUCAGUAACAGUCCUUAUUGUGCUUGUUGUGUGCUCAGCAGGGAAACUUCAAACCGGUGUCGAUGAAGUGUGAGGAGGAGGAGUGACCACUCAGACCAGCUCACUUUAUUUGAUCACUGCGGUGUGAGAAUGAGGAGAGACCAGUGUGAGAGGAGGUGAUAGAGGUCUGAAUUGGAUCUUUCCAGAGAGCAGAGGUGUGAAAAAUUGCCCUUAUAGAUUCAAUUACUCCUGGAGUGCAAAGAGAUUGAUGUUUGGAUUAUCUCAGGAAGACACUUUUUUCCACAGCAGAUAUUGUCGGUUAAACAGAAAAUGACCACCAAUCCGUACCUGGACUCAGGCCCCUGUUACAUCUACGGAGAAGGAGAGAGGAAGCUUCCUCCACCCAGCCGAUCAGAGGUGAAACCCCAGUACGUUCACCACGUGGCCCCAAAACCUCCUCCUGAGAUCAGCCACUCCAUCCCCAAACAUAAAGAUGUGAAACAGAGGUGUGUGAAGUUCACCGUGGCUGCUGUCAUCUCUCUGCUGAUCCUUCUGCUGCUGGCUGGAAUCCUCCUCGCUUAUUACUUUUCCUCGCCCUGUGCUCACGGGAUGCAGUGUGGUGAUGGGAGCUGUGUGUGGGAGUCCCAGUGGUGUGAUGGAGCGAAAGACUGCCCAGGAGGCCAGGAUGAAGCUAACUGUGUGAGGCUGCACGGCCCCGGUUUCCUUCUCCAGGUCUACUCGACUCAGACUAAAAACUGGAGGAGUGUUUGUUCUCACGGCUGGACCGACCAGCAGGGCAGAUCGAGCUGCGAGACCAUAGGGUACAGCAGGGGCACAUAUUUAAAAUCAGGCCAACAGAAGUCUGACUCUAGUGAUGGAUUCUUAAUGGUGAAGUCUGAUUUCAAACCAGAGGCUUUCAUACUGCAACAGCUUGUGCUCAGCAACACCUGUCCCAACAACAGUGUGGUGACUUUGCGUUGCACUGAUUGUGGGAGCGGGGUGAACUCUAGCAGGGCCUCCGGGGGCCAGUUGGCCUCCCUUGGGUCCUGGCCUUGGCAGGUCAGCCUGCAGGUUGCUGGUUCCCACCGCUGUGGAGGAGCCAUCAUCUCCCCCUACUGGAUAGUGACAGCAGCACACUGUGUGGCCAGGACCUCCAGUCCUGGAGACUGGGCUGUGUAUGCUGGGAUAGUGGAUCCAUUAGGUCCUCUGUUUAACCCUGCUUACUCCGUGAGCCGCAUCAUAGCCCACGAGGGCUAUGACAGCCGCACACGCAGGAACGACAUCGCUUUGAUGAGGCUCUCCAAAGCUCUGGACACCACAGGCUCCAGUAACAUCAGACCUGUGUGUCUCCCAAAUGUUGGUCUGAACUUCACUGCUCCUCAGACGGGCUGGAUAACACGAUUUGGUCGCACGGCAAAUGGAGACUCUGGCUCUCCAUACUUAACAGAGGCUCAGGUCUCCCUCAUUGAUAAUGCUGAGUGUAACAGCUCCAUCGGUCACAAUGGCAGAAUAUCACAGGACAUGUUGUGUGCCAGAGAGAUGGAGGCGGGAUCGGACAUGUGCCAUACUGACAGCGGUGGCCCUCUGGUGUCCCUGAGAGAUGGGCUAUGGUGGCUCAUAGGGGACACUAUCUGGGGGGAACACUGUACUCAGAGGAACAAACCAGGCGUUUAUGGCAACAUCACCUAUUUUCUGGGCUGGAUCUACCGUCAGAUGAAGGUAGAAACUCACAAUAGUCAAACUCAUUAACAGCUGAUGUUAGAUUUUUGAUACUCAGACAAUGCAACAAGCUACAUGCUGUAAAGCUACAGAAAGAUUAGUCUUUUAAGGGCUGUUACAUAAAAUCAGACUCCACUCCAUGCUGUGUAAUUGAAUAUACUAUGUCUGUAUAUAUAUAUAUAAUUCUUAGCAUCUGAUUUAAUCUGCUUGGAGGAGCAGAUGGAGUAAAAGGUUUACCCAUGUGGUGCCCAAAGUACAGCUUGACUGAGGCUGAAUAUAAUAAUUCCUACAGUGUUUGAAUCACAGCAGAGGCUUGACACAAGUGCUCAAUCCUGUUGAUUCAACUGUAUGACAAGUCAAAGGGUUAAUCCAAGUUUUGACAUCGUUGAAUUGGUCUUUGGCCUCCUUUGCAUUUUGGUGUUGGCUGUCUCAUUCUGUAACAUAGACAUCUGAUGUUGUUGAACUUUGUUAUGAUAAUUCUGUCUUAAGUUAAUUGUGAGGAUGUUUUGACUUUAUAUUAUUUCAAAAUGCAUCGAUUUGGAAAUAUUGCAAUGCCUUUUUUAAUAAACGAUAACAAAGGAAAA
This is a messenger RNA of Lates calcarifer (barramundi perch), 2614 nucleotides long. Its product is annotated as transmembrane protease serine 2. The transcript is spliced from 12 exons. Gene Ontology annotation, molecular function: protein binding; serine-type endopeptidase activity. NCBI's taxonomy places the organism in Eukaryota, Metazoa, Chordata, Actinopteri, Centropomidae. Gene Ontology annotation, biological process: proteolysis. The record is from RefSeq and is a predicted model, not a curated record. Gene Ontology annotation, cellular component: membrane. The coding region runs from base 642 to 2060 and encodes 472 amino acids.